Molecule: messenger RNA, 1182 nt
Organism: Penicillium verhagenii
Lineage: Eukaryota; Fungi; Ascomycota; Eurotiomycetes; Eurotiales; Aspergillaceae
Exons: 5
Coding region: 1-1182 (393 amino acids)
Molecular function (GO): O-methyltransferase activity
Source: RefSeq, a predicted model, not a curated record
AUGUCCACUGCUUCGAUACAAUCAUUGGCAGAGCAAAUCAAGAUAGAAGCUGCACAGGAAUCAUCCACCUCGGGUAAUGGCCAUGCUCGCCUUCUUCAACUCGUUGAUGAACUCAAGCUAGUCGUUGAGACACCAACGGAGACAAUCCUGCGGUUGAUUUAUCAACCCCCAGAGAAUGCUGCGCUGAGAACAGUGGUGGACCUUGAAAUUUUCUCUCUGCUAAUGAACAUAUCCAAGAACGAAGGAAUCUCAGCAUCGGAAAUCGCUGUUCGUACGGGCGCCGAUAGAGGGUUAAUCAUUCGCCUCAUGAGGGUGAUGACCUCUCUAGGACUGUGUUCAAGCUCGGAGGCAGAGAUUUACAAAAAAACCGACAAGACUCUCGCAAUGACCAAGCCGAUCGGACGCGAUGGAGUCCCAUGCAUAUAUGAUUUGACCCUUCCUGCCCUAUCCAAGCUUCCCGAAUACCUUCGUCUGAAUAAGUAUAUCAACCCAGAGGAAUACUCCAAAUCACCUAUGCAAUGGGCCGUCGGGAAAAGCCAGUUUGAAUGGCUUUCUGAGAACAAGAACCAACAGCUGCUUUUCAAUUCAUACAUGUCUAGUCGCCGUGAAGGGAAGCCGAAUUGGUUUGAUGUAUACCCUGUUUCAAGGCUAUUCGACGGCGCGAUAUGCACACCGGAAGCUCCAUUCCUGUUGGAUAUAGGAGGAAACGAAGGGUAUGAGCUAUCACGGUUCCUUACCAGAUUCUCGGACCCACCAGGACGACUCAUUCUGCAAGACCUUCCAACGAUGGUCAGCAAGGUCGACAGAAAUGGAAUAGAAACCAUGGCCUACAGCUUUUUGGACCCACAGCCGGUAAAACACGCCCGGGCAUACUAUUUCAGAGCUAUCUUCCACGACUGGCCUGACCGGAUAUGCAAGAGAAUUCUGCUAAAUACCAUCUCUGCCAUGCAUGCUCAAUACUCGCGCAUCAUUAUCGUUGACUUUGUGCUUCCAGACACAAAUGUCCCACGAAUGCAAUCUGCGAUGGAUAUCCAGAUGAUGAGUAUUGGAGCGGGUGUUGAGCGAUCCAAAACACAGUGGUCUGACCUGUUGGCUAGCGUUGGUUUAAAGAUCAAUGGCAUCUGGAACUCCAACCCGGCCAUGGAGUCAAUUAUUGAGGCGGUUCCGAUGGUCAAGUGUUAA